AGAGAAGCGUCUGGGAGCAGGGGGAUGGACUGACCCGUAGCCGCUUGCUGCUGCUGCCGGUUCCUGGAAGCCGGGGCCUUAGGGUUUCUGUUCCUGGGGACACAGGAGCAGCGGUCCCAGGGCUGACACUAUCACUCACAGCAUGGCUUCUAGGCAAGUGAGCCGGGUUCGAGCCCCCUCAUCUACUGCAGAGGAACAGGUAGCUCGAGAGACCGAAGAGGUUUUCCGUAGCUAUGUCUUUUACCGGCACCAACAAGAGCAGGAAGCUGAAGGAGAGGCUGCCCCUGCAGACCCAGAGAUGGACACCCUGCCCCAAGAGCUCAGCAGCACCACGGAACAGGUGGGCCGACAGCUAGCUGUCAUUGGCGAUGACAUCAGUCGGAGGUAUGACUCAGAAUUCAAGGCCAUGCUGCAGCAUUUGCAGCCCACCCCAGACACCGCCUAUGAGUACUUCACUAAGAUUGCCUCCAGCCUGUUUGAGAGCGGCAUCAACUGGGGCCGAGUGGUGGCACUGCUGGGCUUCGGCUACCGGUUGGCACUACAUGUUUAUCAGCGGGGCCUGACUGGCUUCCUGGGCCGUGUGGCUCGCUUUGUGGCUGACUUCAUGCUCCAACACUGCAUUGCCCGAUGGAUUGCCCAGAAUGGGGGCUGGGUGGCAGCCCUGAACCUCUCUAACAACUCCAUCUGGUACGUGAUGACAAUCUUUGGGAUGGUGCUUUUGGGUCGAUUUGUUAUCCGAAGAUUCUUCCAACCCUGACUCCAGGAGGGGGAGGCCUUUCAUGAAGACACAAGGCCUAAGCGCCUCCCCCAUCAUUCCUCUUCUCCUGAGCCCAACCUCUUCUUCCUCCAGGAUAAAAAAGGACAGCCCUGCGCUAUACACCAGCCAGAUGGACAUCCAAGUCUCCGGGCAUCUUUCUUACCUGGAGGCCAGAGGGUACAGGGUACCCUGCCCUAGCUCUUUGUGGUGCUAACAGGCCCUUCUC
Messenger RNA from Dromiciops gliroides (monito del monte), 983 nucleotides. RefSeq names its product BCL2 antagonist/killer 1 (gene BAK1). Gene Ontology annotation, molecular function: protein homodimerization activity; protein heterodimerization activity. Bases 143 to 757 code for a protein of 204 amino acids. The transcript is spliced from 6 exons. Gene Ontology annotation, cellular component: mitochondrial outer membrane. Gene Ontology annotation, biological process: regulation of apoptotic process; intrinsic apoptotic signaling pathway in response to DNA damage; extrinsic apoptotic signaling pathway in absence of ligand. NCBI's taxonomy places the organism in Eukaryota, Metazoa, Chordata, Mammalia, Microbiotheria, Microbiotheriidae. The record is from RefSeq and is a predicted model, not a curated record.